Molecule: messenger RNA, 1269 nt
Organism: Penicillium chermesinum
Lineage: Eukaryota; Fungi; Ascomycota; Eurotiomycetes; Eurotiales; Aspergillaceae
Gene: dph1
Product: 2-(3-amino-3-carboxypropyl)histidine synthase
Exons: 2
Coding region: 1-1269 (422 amino acids)
Biological process (GO): protein histidyl modification to diphthamide
Molecular function (GO): 2-(3-amino-3-carboxypropyl)histidine synthase activity
Source: RefSeq, a predicted model, not a curated record
AUGGACAGCACUCUUCGGCAGCCAAAGAAACGCUUUGUUGGCCGGCGCACUGCAGAUGCUCAGGCGCAAGCCAACCCCGCCAACGGCGAUGUCGAAUCUACAGCCGUCCAAAAGGCUACUCCUCGACGCACGCCACGAACACUGCAUCAAGUCCCUCCCGAAAUUUUGAAUGAUCCCGAGAUCCAAGCAGCCAUCGAGUUGCUCCCCAAGAAUUACUCUUUCGAAAUACCCAAGACAAUCCACAGAGUUCGCUCAUCGGGAGCUAAGCGUGUUGCCCUUCAGUUCCCCGAAGGUCUCUUGAUCUUUGCCACGACCAUCUCCGAUAUCCUUACGCAAUUUUGUCCUGGAAUCGAGACUUUGAUCAUGGGCGAUGUCACAUACGGCGCCUGCUGCAUCGACGAUUACACAGCUCGUGCUCUCGGCUGCGACUUGCUGGUUCAUUACGCACACAGCUGCCUGAUUCCGGUGGAUGUAACAAAAAUCAAGACCCUGUAUAUCUUUGUUGAUAUUAGUAUCGACACCGGCCAUCUUAUCGCCACCCUGGAGCGCAACUUCAAGCCCGGACAAACUAUCGCGACUGUCGGGACCAUUCAAUUUAACGCCACACUACACGGACUGAAGCCGGUGCUAGAGAAAGCAGGCUUCAAGGUUCUGAUCCCACAGAUCAUGCCCCUUUCUAAGGGAGAAAUCCUGGGAUGUACAUCUCCGCAGCUUUCCGAUGAAGAGGUCGAUGUCAUCCUUUAUCUUGGAGACGGCCGUUUUCAUCUUGAGUCUGCUAUGAUCCACAACCCUUCUAUCCCCGCAUAUCGGUACGACCCCUACUCGAGGACCCUCACCCGGGAGUCGUACGAUCAUGACGAAAUGCACACCAUCCGUCGAGAUGCCAUCUCCACAGCAAAGUCGGCGCGAAAGUGGGGCAUCAUACUGGGGUCAUUAGGACGACAAGGAAACCCAAACACUAUGGCUAUGAUCGAGCGUCAUCUAGCGGAGAAAGGCAUUCCUGUGGUCAACUUAUUGCUUAGCGAGAUUUUCCCUGGGAAACUGGCGUCCAUGUCGGACGUUGAGUGCUGGGUUCAGAUUGCCUGCCCGCGAUUGAGCAUCGACUGGGGAUAUGCAUUCACACGCCCGUUAUUAACUCCGUACGAGGCGCUCAUAGCACUUGGCGUUCGAGAUAAUUGGGACACGUCUAACAAAGGUGUCUACCCUAUGGAUUUCUAUGCCAAGGAAGGGUUGGGCCGAACCAAGCCUGAGCAGGCUAUUGCAGCAUGA